Messenger RNA from Soboliphyme baturini, 405 nucleotides. Lineage: Eukaryota; Metazoa; Nematoda; Enoplea; Dioctophymatida; Soboliphymatidae. The record is from the annotation of a GenBank genome assembly.
AUGUCUGCUGCUCGUUUGACACGCCCGACAUAUCAAGUGUCGCUUGUAUCGAAAACUGGACUACUCGGAACUCCAAGCGUUGUGUUAGAGCUGAUGGUCAACCAUGAGGAAUUGCCGAUGCAGAUUACUUUUCAUAUUCACCUCAGCGGCACUCGAAUGCUGGCGCUUCAGAACCGCAUAAAUAACAAUGCGACCGCUAAUGCCGCCUCCGCCGCCGUCAACCCGAUCGCUGGCACUCAACUUUGGCCCGUUCCUGCUGACAAACGGAAGACGGCUUCAUUUGAAGAAAUUCACAACAACGGAAACGACAGCAAGGACACAAGGAUGACGGAACACAAGAUUGCUCUUCUGUCUUCGAUGCCGUGUUUGACGAAGCCCUGUCGGGAUAUGAGGUCGGUAGAUUAA